CCGCAUGCCAACUUAGACUGCGCGGCCCACCCCUGCGCUCACACCGAGCCUUGAGCCCUCCACCCACCAGCCCUUGAUCAACCUUCACAACACCCCCGCAGAUGGCUUCCACAACUUCUGGUCUCACACGCAGGCGAGGAGGGGCCACUGCUGGCGGUGCAGGCGCCGACAGUGAAGAUGCCAGCCGAGUGAGCUCGCCCGUGCCUAGGCGCAACGAAGAUCGAGCGCCGGAGACGUCGUAUGAGAACUCUGAGAAUGGACACAAGAUUGCGUUCGACCCGCGGGAUAUCAGCGAGAGCGCCGAGAGGAACAAGCAGCCGAAGUUGACCUUGAUGGAGGAGGUGCUUCUGAUGGGCUUGAAAGACAAGCAGGGCUAUCUCUCCUUUUGGAACGACAAUAUAUCGUAUGCGCUGCGAGGAUGUAUCGUCAUCGAACUGGCGUUCAGGGGGCGUGUGAGCAUGCAAAAGGAUUCAUCGCGGCGGCGCUUUCCCCUGGCAGACCGGGUCAUUGAGGUCGUUGAUGAUACUCUGACUGGCGAGGUUCUGCUUGACGAAGCACUCAAAAUGAUGAAGUCGAGCGAGAAGAUGAGCGUCAACUCGUGGAUUGAUCUUAUGAGCGGCGAGACCUGGAAUCUGAUGAAGAUUGGCUAUCAACUAAAGCAAGUCCGCGAACGACUCGCUAAAGGCCUCGUGGACAAGGGCAUCCUCCGCACCGAGAAGAAGAACUUCCUCUUAUUCGACAUGGCAACACAUCCUGUGGCAGACGGUGGAGCGAAGGACGAGAUAAGACGCAGGGUGAGGAACGUCCUCACAAGUCGGACUGUCGUGCUCCCGGCGAGCCAGUUCCUCCCUGAAGAAAUGGAGUUCCGAUACUUGCGAACGAUUGCUAUGGUCUGCGCGGCGUACGCGGCGAAUGUCCUCGAAAACGCGCUCUCAACACUUGGACACGAGGCACGAGAACGAGCCUUUGCCCAGGUUGACGAACUUCUCGCCGAAUACUCCCAAUGGCCCUUUGGCAAGCGAGCUGGAGGGUCUGCGGGAGUGGGUGCAAACUUGGGCCAGGUCAUCACUGACGAAAUCAACGCUGGCAAGGACAAGGAGCUGCAGCUUGAGGUCGUGGCUGCGUGCUUGAGCGUGUUUACAAGGCUUGACUCUUUGCUCUGAAAGUUAGCUGAGACGUUUCGACUAAUUCGUCUAGAGUAGUCGCCUUAACGGUGUGCCCGCUGAAGCUAUAAUGUAGCAAAGGUCUUGUGGAAGGACGCGCAAUUCCUAGGGAUGCUGCAAAGCUAUUUGGGAGAUCAGGGACAUAAACAGGUCACUGGGAUAUUGGGCUCGGUAUUCGCGAUUCGAACUUUCGGU
Molecule: messenger RNA, 1358 nt
Organism: Mytilinidion resinicola
Lineage: Eukaryota; Fungi; Ascomycota; Dothideomycetes; Mytilinidiales; Mytilinidiaceae
Product: vacuolar protein sorting-associated protein 74
Exons: 4
Coding region: 102-1163 (353 amino acids)
Biological process (GO): Golgi vesicle budding; retrograde vesicle-mediated transport, Golgi to endoplasmic reticulum; Golgi organization
Cellular component (GO): trans-Golgi network; Golgi cisterna; cytosol
Molecular function (GO): phosphatidylinositol-4-phosphate binding
Source: RefSeq, a predicted model, not a curated record